Phycodurus eques (leafy seadragon) is the source of this 5095-nucleotide messenger RNA. It is a transcript of the gene rab11fip1b, whose product is annotated as RAB11 family interacting protein 1 (class I) b. The record is from RefSeq and is a predicted model, not a curated record. Gene Ontology annotation, cellular component: intracellular membrane-bounded organelle. Lineage: Eukaryota; Metazoa; Chordata; Actinopteri; Syngnathiformes; Syngnathidae. Bases 74 to 4528 code for a protein of 1484 amino acids. Gene Ontology annotation, biological process: regulated exocytosis. Gene Ontology annotation, molecular function: small GTPase binding. The transcript is spliced from 6 exons.
CUGUACUUGUACAACUUUUCGCCGCGCGGAAGGUCCGUCACUUCUCGGCCGCCCAGCGACAAGAAAAGCCGGUAUGUCGUUUCUGGAUCAACCCUGGUGUCCCACCGGCGUCCAGGUGACCGUGCUCCAAGCCCGGGGCCUUAGGGUGAAGGGCAAAGGCGGCACCAACGACGCCUACGCGCUCAUGCAACUGGGCAAAGACAAGUACCAGACCUCCGUGGUGGAGAAGAGCGUGGCGCCCGUCUGGAAGGAGGAAGCCGCCUUCGAGCUGCCGCAGCACGGCGCGGGAGGGGACCGGGGCACGCUGCACGUCCACGUCCUGCACCGAGCCCUGGUGGGUCCGGACAAGCUGCUGGGUCAGGCCGUCGUCGACCUGUUGCUGCUCAGUCCGGACAAGAGCCGCAACAAGACCGAGUGGUUCAAGUUACUGGACAAAAGCGGCAAGGCGGACAAAGACCGAGGCGAGGUGCUGGUGGACAUUCAGUUCAUGAGGAACAACAUGACGGCCAGCAUGUUUGACCUCUCCGCCGUCGGCAAGACUCGGUCCCGCCUGGGCAAGCUCAAGGACAAAGUUCGGGGCAAGAAAAAAGAACCGGAUGUGGCGGCGCCAUCCUUCAUGCAGGUUCUUACAGACAGUGAGGAAGAAGAGGAGGGGGAGGAUGGCAAGGCAGCUGUAGGCAAAAAGGAUAAGAAGAAACCUAAAAUCAAGUCUUUGUUUUCUCACAAGUCCAACCUGGAGAGGAACAUGUCACAGUCAAUGUCCAUUCUUCCUGCCAAGAACUCCUCACUGAGCGGCAGCCUGUCUUCUGGUCUCAACGUAGAUGCCUCUGAAGGCAAGAAGAAGUUCAAAUUCAUGAAACACAAACGCUCUGACAGCAAGGAGUCAUCUUUUCAGAAACGUACUUCUAUGGAGAAGAGCAACCUGUGCAUUAACGGGAGUCACGUUUACUGUGAGGAACCUCCGCCUCGCACCGCACGCAUCGGCUCCAACUUCAGUCUGGCCAGCUCGGGACACGGAUCUAUGGAGGAUGUUCCAGAAAGCUCCCCGCCACCAGUUGACUCACUUCCCUCGAUAAGGCAAUACACACCGUGGGAGGAGGAGGAAGAAGAGGAGAAGGAAGAAGAAAGAAGCAAGGAUUUGUAUGCCAAGAAGGAGAUGGAGAGGAUAAAAGAGCUUGAUGGGUUGGCUGAGGUUGGAGGGAGGAUUGAGCAGAGGAGACCAGAGGAAGAAGAGAGGGAAAGGGAUGAAGAGAAGGUCCAAAAGGAGGAAGAGGAGAGGAUUAAGAGACAAGAAGCAAGAAGACAAGAACUGGUAAGAUUAACAAUGGAAAAAAGGAGACAGGAGGAAGAAGAGGGUAUCAGAAGACAAGAGGAGGAGGAGCAAUUAGCAGAGGAAAGGAGAAAGGAGGAAGAAGAGGAGAGGAUGAGGAAACAAGAAGAGCAGGAACGAUUAGCGGAGGAGAAGAGAUGGGAAGUAGAGAUGAGAAGACAAGAACUGGCAAGAUUAGAAGAAAAGAUGAGACGGGAGGAAGAAGAGAGGAGAAGGAAUGAAGAGAGUGUGAGAAAGAAGGAAGAGGAGCAAGUGAGAAGACAAGAGCAGGAGCGAUUAGCAGAGGAACAGCGAAGGAAUGAAGAGGAGGCAAAAAAGGAAGAAGAGAGGAUGAGGAGGAGGAAGGAGGAGAAGGCCAUGCAAGAGAAAAUAAAAAGGGAGGACGAGUGUGUGAGAAGACAAGAGCAGGAGCGAUUAGCAGAGGAACAGCGAAGGAAUGAAGAGGAGGCAAAAAAGGAAGAAGAGAGGAUGAGGAGGAAGGAGGAGAAGGCCAUGCAAGAGAAAAUAAAAAGGGAGGACGAGUGUGUGAGAAGACAAGAGCAGGAGCGAUUAGCAGAGGAACAGCGAAGGAAUGAAGAGGAGGCAAAAAAGGAAGAAGAGAGGAUGAGGAGGAAGGAGGAGAAGGCCAUGCAAGAGAAAAUAAAAAGGGAGGACGAGUGUGUGAGAAGACAAGAGCAGGAGCGAUUAGCAGAGGAACAGCUGAGACUUGAAGAGAAAGCUAGACAGGUGGAAGAGGAGAAGAUGAGAAAAGAGGAAGAGGAGCACGUUAGAAGACAAGAGCAGGAACAAUUAGCUGAGGAACAGCGGAGACUUGAAGAGAAGAGAAGGAAUGAAGAGAGAGCCAGGAAAGUAGAAGAGGAGAAGAUGAGAAAAGAGGAAGAGGAGCACGUUAGAAGACAAGAGCAGGAACGGUUAAAUGAGGAACAGCGGCAACUUGAGAGGAGAAGGAAUGAAGAGAGGGCUAGAAAAGUGGAAGAGAAGAUGAGAAAAGAGGAAGAGGAGCAAGUUAGAAGACAAGAGCAGGAACGAUUAGCUGAGGAACAGCGGCAACUUGAAGAAAAGCGAAGGAAUGAAGAGAGAGCUAGAAAAUUGGAAAAGGAAAAGAUGAGAAAAGAGGAAGAGGAGCAAGUUAGAAGACAAGAGCAGGAACGACUAGCUGAAGAACAGCGGCAACUUGAAGAGAAGAGAAGGAAUGAAGAGAGAGCUAGAAAAGUGGAAGAGAAGAGGAGAAAAGAGGAAGAGGAGCAAGUUGGAAGACAAGAGCAGGAACGACUAGCUGAAGAACAGCGGCAACUUGAAGAGAAGAGAAGGAAUGAAGAGAGAGCUAGAAAAGUGGAAGAGAAGAGGAGAAAAGAGGAAGAGGAGCAAGUUGGAAGACAAGAGCAGGAACGACUAGCUGAAGAACAGCGGCAACUUGAAGAGAAGAGAAGGAAUGAAGAGAGAGCUAGAAAAGUGGAAGAGAAGAGGAGAAAAGAGGAAGAGGAGCAAGUUGGAAGACAAGAGCAGGAACGAUUAGCUGAGGAACAGCGGCAACUUGAAGAGAAGAGAAGGAAUGAAGAGAAAGCUAGAAAGGUGGAAGAGGAGCGAGUGAAAAGACAAGAGCAGGAACGAUUAGCUGAGGAACAGCAGAGACUGGAGGAAGAGGAGAGAACUAGAAAGGAAGAGGAGAGGAGAAGACAGGAACAGUUGGCAGAAGAGAAGAGGAGACAGGAGGAAGAGGAGAGAAAGCUGGAGGAGAAAGCAGAAGAAGCAAAAAGGAGGAAUGAGGAAGAGCUUGAGGAGCAAUGGAGGAGAGAAAAGAAGGAAGAGGAAAAGGGAAAACCUUCCGAAGAGGAACACCGAAGGAUUGAAGCUGUAAAGAGGGAAGAAGAGCAAAAGAAUUUGGAGGAGGAAGAAAAGCGACGGGAGGAGCAAGAGCUGAGGAUGAGAGCUAAAGAAGAGGAGGAGCGAGAAAGGAGACAGAAGGAUGAGGAAGAGGAAAAGAGGAGAGAUGAAGCAUGUCAGAAAAGUGAAAAAGCUCUUGUUGGGAAUACACAAGUAAAUUCCUUUCAUCCAUUUAUUGAAGACUUGUCUAAUAACCCCUUUGCGGACGACAUUCCCAACUCACCUUCUGGGUCAAAAGACGGCACUUCACAGCCAACCAUCUCGAAAAGUUGCCCACCGCCCGAGCGCUCGGUGGGAAGCAGCAGUGUUCCCACAGAUGAAAAGAGCAAUCCGGUUAGUCAGCGUGAGAAGCGACCAGCACCUCAGCCUCCAGGAAGGACCCGAACGGAUGGAUGUGAUAAACCUUCCCUACAUCCGGCACCGAUGACCAAGCAGCUUAAGGAGGAGGUGGUAAAAACUGCCAGUGUUUCGCCUCAGCGCACGGUACAGACCAUCCCCCCUCGGAGCAGAUCUCCCACUGACGCACAAAAGAGUGGUGCAUCCAAACACACUAAACGUCCCGCACCAUCAAUACCUAGCUCUGAAUCCAAUGCUGUCACAGUCGUUUACAGCUUGAAUCCAUUUGAAGGUGGUGGUGAUGAUGGGAACGAGCUUGCUGCACAAGAUGAAACAUCCUCUGAUAAUCACAGUUCAGUGUCAUGGCCCCCACCUGUGUCAAAAACCCCGGAACCAGACGCCACUUCUCAAAGCAAAGUCAAAUCCUCUAAAGUUGCUCGUGCACCUGCCGCUCCCGCUAAGACUGCUGCUACAUCAAGCACACUAAAUACGCAAAGCACUGACCCUGCUCGUACUUUACCUGGUGGUGACACUAAAACCCAAACACCCAAGGCCAUUCAGGCUUUGUCACAUGAGGAGAGUCCACCAAAAAAGGCCAAGACUGGGAUGCAGCAGCAUGGGCAGGAUGCAGGUGGAAAGAAGGAAGCGCCUCCAGCACCUUUGCGCAGACUUCAGCCUGUGAAACCGCUCAGUGCUCAGCAACAGCAUCCUGUCACGGAGAUCCAAGUAGAAAAAGAGAAGUCGGUGAGAAUUGCUGGUAAAGUUGAGGAGAACACAAAGGUAAAAGUCAGUCAGGAGAAGGGGCCGUACUCGAUGCUCACCCGGGAAGAACUCAUCUCUUUGGUGGUAAAGCAAGAGAAGCAGAUGCAGAACAAGGAGAAAAAGAUAGCAGAGCUGGAGCAGUAUAUUGACAACUUACUAGUGCGCAUCAUGGAGGAACAACCGAACAUUCUUAUGUCUAUGAAAAAAGUCGUCUAGGUGGAUUUUGCAUGUUUAACUCUUCUGCACCGCAAAGAUAAUUAAAUUAGUCCAGAUAUGCAUUUUUCUAAAUAUGAAAGCCAUUACUAUUUUUGCUACAAUUGAGCAGUGCAAUUAUUUUCAAGAUUUUAAAUUGGAUUAAAUGAUGCCACUUAAGUACUAUUUUAAUAGCAGAUGAAAAAAAUUGAAAAUGCCUCCUGUCUGUCCUCUUUUGUAAACUCCUUUUUGGUGGUUCAAACUAUGAAUUUGUUACAUAAGCACAUCUUGCACUGUUAAAGGUUUACAUGAUCAAAAAAGCACUUUACUCGGCUUAUGGCAGAAUUUCUACACUGAUUCCAAUGUACUGUUGUCAAGUAUUAACAUAUAUGAAACUAAAUAAAAAUGCCAAAUUAAUUUCCUUAUUUUGCCAUUCUAAUCCUCUUGUGUGCGUGCACAAUGCUUUGUCUAUUUUCAAACUGUAAAAUUUAACUUUCCGUUUUGUUUGUAUUCAUUGUACAAUUGUAUUGAAUCAGGACAGUUUUCCAUUUCCAGGAUUGUUACAAGAAUAAAGUCUUAUCUUUUCAGCAA